AUGGCUUCUGUCACCCAUCGCGCAUCGGAUCUCAGGAUGACCUAUUUUGAGGACACGGAACAGGGUAUCGAUGACUUCGAGGAUGUUGAGUAUGAUAAACGGACACCGUUGGACAAGACUAUUGAUAGGAUUGGGAUGGGGAGUUAUCAAUGGACGUUGCUGUCAUUAUGCGGGUUCGGAUGGAUGGCAGAUAAUAUGUGGAUUCAAGCUGUUGCAAUAAUUCUCCCUAGAGUACAACAACAUUAUUCAGUUCCUGACAACUACAUCGGGACUCUUUCAUCGUCCAUGUUCGCCGGCAUGAUGUUCGGUGCUGUGGGCUGGGGAACCUGCUCCGACCUCCUAGGGCGCAGUGCUGCAUUUAACGCGACACUCUUUUUCACCGCGUUAUUCGGUAUCCUCUCGUCGUUUGCAUGGUCGUUUUCGUCAUUGUGUAUCCUCCUAUUCUUCCUUGGUAGCGCAGUUGGUGGUUCAAUGCCAACUGAUGGCACCCUUCUUCUCGAACAUAUGCCUAACGGGAAGCAAUAUCUCGUCACGGCUCUUUCCGUAUUUUUCUCACUCGGCUCCGUUCUAUCCGCGGGCGUUGCAUUAAUAGUCAUCCCUUCUCGUUCAUGUCCCCCUAACAAGCCCUGCGAUGUCGUUACUCAGAAUACAGGCUGGAAAUUCAUGCUCGUAUCCCUUGGUGUCAUCACACUUUCGAUGUUUCUCGCACGCAUGGUCUUCUUCCGAUUGCACGAGUCUCCGCGGUACCUCGUACACGCUGGUCGUCACCAAGAAGCACUAGAAAGUCUCCAGCUCAUUUCCAGGUUCAAUGGCUCCGAGUUACCAAUAGAGCUACAAGACGUCGAUGACAGGCCUCCACCCAUCUCCGAAGCACACGCGUCUGCAGGGGAGCGCAUCCUCACACAAAUAGCGAGACGUUGUUUCGAUGCAUGUGCAGAUAGCAGCAGCACUUCGAGCGAUCAGAACGCGACAAAAGUCUACCAGUCGAUGGACGAAGCUACUCACGAUGCAUUAGAUGGACAUUUGUUCAUAACUCCCGUUGGCGAGGUCCCUGCCCGCGGACAAAGCCUUGCGCGCGGGCAUCACUCUCACUCUUCCUCUCGAGACUCAGUGUCCGAACCAAAAGUCCUUUUGUCCACUCCCGAAGCGCGCCCGCGGUCUGGCCAAAAAAUUAUACACUCACGGCCGUCAUCUGUAAUGUCUUUUGAGAUGAAACAGCGUGUUGGGAGCGUGUUGCCUAGAUGGGCGCGUCGACCACUGCUUGCAUGGCUAGACCGUGUCGGCAUGGUCUUGGCCCCCGAGUGGUUCCGGACGACGGUACUCAUGUGGGGCGUGUGGUUCUUUAUGUCAUUAGCUUACACGAUGUUUAAUGUCUACCUCCCCAAGCUGCUCGAAACUGGGUCGAGUGAUGAUACUUCGACCAAGUCUCUAGAACAUAGCUUGUGGGAUGUUUUAAUAUUUACGCUGGGAGGAUGUCCCGGUGCCAUCCUUGGAGCCUAUAUGGUUGAAAGUCCUCUUGGUCGGCGGGGCUCGCUGGCUGUGACCACGUUUGUUACGGCGUUCUUCUGUGUCGUAUUCGUGCUUGUCAGAAGCGCGCUUUUGGUGCGCGUGAGUUCGGUGGGGAUCAGUCUUAGUGCGACGACCAUGUAUGCUGUAUUAUAUGGUUGGACACCAGAAAUAUUCGGCACCAAGGUCCGGGGAACAGCAUGUGGCAUUGCAUCCGCGCUAUCACGAAUAGGCGGAAUGAUUGCUCCUCUGCUCGGUGGUGUACUUCUAGUCUUGAACCGCGGGAUCCCAGUGUGGACGAGCGUCGUCGUAUAUGCCAUCACCGGCGUAUUUGUGCUGCUCUUACAUGAGUCUGCUGGGAACAUUAGGGGUGCAGAGCGGUCGUUUGUCCAUUGA
Molecule: messenger RNA, 1902 nt
Organism: Suillus bovinus
Lineage: Eukaryota; Fungi; Basidiomycota; Agaricomycetes; Boletales; Suillaceae
Product: MFS general substrate transporter
Exons: 13
Coding region: 1-1902 (633 amino acids)
Biological process (GO): transmembrane transport
Cellular component (GO): membrane
Molecular function (GO): transmembrane transporter activity
Source: RefSeq, a predicted model, not a curated record